CUGUACAAAAUCAACUGCAAUGUUCACAAACUCGAUAGGGAAAUAUUCAUUGUUCAGGUCUCGCUAGUACGAUUUUCGGGCCCCGGCCGCACUGAGACUUUGUUUCAUUUGGACAAGCACACCAACAAGGACGAUCUGAUUGAAGAACUGUUCCGGAUGCAGCCAACCGGUGGCACAACUCGAACUGGCGAGGCCAUUCACUAUGCUAUCAAGCAAUUUGCUAAUGGAAAACAUGGGGCGAGAAAAAACGUGCGGAAAUUCAUUGUCCUGUUCACCGAUGGAUAUGCACAGGAUGAUCCUGCGACUGCCGCUGAUACAGCUCGGGAGGAAGGCAUCACAAUGUUGGCUGUUGCUGUUAGAGAUCGGCUAAGACCCAAUGAACAAGAACUAAUAGAGAUAACUAGGAACAAAGAAGUGAGUUGA
This is a messenger RNA of Haemonchus placei, 423 nucleotides long. Lineage: Eukaryota; Metazoa; Nematoda; Chromadorea; Rhabditida; Trichostrongylidae. The record is from the annotation of a GenBank genome assembly.